Molecule: messenger RNA, 6095 nt
Organism: Spodoptera litura
Lineage: Eukaryota; Metazoa; Arthropoda; Insecta; Lepidoptera; Noctuidae
Source: RefSeq, a predicted model, not a curated record
AGCGCCUACUGCUUUAUAAAGGCAAUUACACUCGACUGGCUAAUGACGCGAACGAGCGCACGUUAGGCGUAUUUGUAGUUAAUAUUAAUGUAUUCUGUAACCUCUCAUCAAUCUGUUUUUUGUCAUUGUUCAGAUUACACGCUAUUAAUUGUACUCGACUGCUUUAAAUUAUUUUACCACCUUGGAGUUUUCUACAUGGUCCUACGAGCCUGAUUGAUAAUACUUUCAUGAAAAUCAGCGAUAAUUUGAAGAAAUCUCAUAAAUUAUUAAAAUAUCAAGACGGGUUAUAACAACGUGGUCAAGUUCGAAGGUGCUUUAAAAAGUGGCUUAGACAUUAAAUUCACAUGUUAUAAGUUGUAUUUAACCCAACACUCUAAAGGUAGUAUUUAUAAUAAUAAUUUAAAUUAUUAAAAGGUUAGUACUUGCACAAAUUUAUUAUGUUACUUACCCAAAAUAUUCUGUGUCAUUGAGCGAAUACAGGUUAACUUUAAUAAUUUUUAUGAUCUUAAAGUUUAGAACUGAGUUCAUUAUUAUUAAUCGUUUGCUUAUAUGUUUAAAGUAACGUUUAAAUUAUUUAAUUUAAGUAUAUCCGUAAUUGCUCAUUUUAUAUUUCGACAAGUAGAUUGAAGUAAGUAAGUAAUAGUUACAAUUAAAGUAACAUUGUGUUAAGUCAUUAUUAUAAAAACCUUAUUACAGUUACGAGUACAAUCAAAAUAAUUGUGAUUUAGUUUAACAUUUUCCAAGCUGACACGCUCAAUUUAUAGGUAAACUUUAAUGAUAAACUUAUUCAGUAUUUGAUCCUAUUGUUAUAAAUUCCAGGAUUUAUCAAUCGUCUCCCACGAUGUCCACAAAAAGUGACAAGGCUGAUAUGGAAGUAGCACGGGAAGUAGCUCGGGAAAUAGCGGAACUUACUAAGAAACGCAGUAGCUACAAGGGUCGCAUAACUAUCUUUUCUGGUUUUUUAAAGUCACUAGAUAUUUCAUCGAUAACAUCAAAGGACAUUAGCGAAAUUGAAAUGCGAAUAGGUAAGCUCGAAUCAUUGUAUGCUAGUUAUGACGAGACGCAAACGAGGCUCGAAUGUAUCGCAGACUGUGAAACCCAGUUGUUAGAAAGGGAUGAAUUUGAGUCUCGUUACUAUAAAAUCCUCUGUCAGGCACAGGAAAUAAUAGCCACUCAUAAAAAAUCUCCCGUGCCUAGUGAAUGCUGCUCUCAUAAUGGUAGUAAUAGUAAUAAUAAACCCGUCAAAUUACCUACCAUACAGCUGCCUAAGUUCGAUGGAUCGUAUGAAAAUUGGCUCGAGUUUCGUGAUACUUUUGAUAGCCUAAUACACUCAAAUCAAAAUAUAGAUAUUAUCAACAAAUAUCAUUACCUGAGAGCGUCUUUGGAAGGUUCCGCUGCUGUGGUAAUUAAAUCCAUUCAGUUCUGUGCGACAAACUAUGAUACAGCUUGGCAAUUGUUGUGUGACCGCUACGAUAAUAAACGUUUACUAGUUCACAAUCACAUUUCGGCGUUGUUUAAAAUCGAGCCAGUAACACGAGAAUCGUCAAGUCCAUUAAAACGCUUAAUGGAUCAAUUUAAUAAGAAUUUCCGUGCAUUGGAAUCCUUAGGAGAGCCUGUGAAGCACUGGGAUACACUUCUCAUUUACAUCAUGUCACACAAAUUAGACACUAAAACACUACGUGAAUGGGAAGAGUACAAAGGCCGAAUCACCAAGGAUCACACUAUUUCGCUUCAACAUUUUAUUGAUUUCAUGAAGAUUCGCACUGAUUUAAUUGAAUCUAUAGAAUGUCAUACAUCACAGAACACCACACAUCGUAACACAAACUCUAAAUCGUCCAAACAUAAAACUAUGGUUUCAUUAGACAACAGUUCAAAUAACAAUGCAGCCAGCUUAAGUUCAGGGAAAUGUCCUAAAUGCAGCGAAGAUCACAAACUAAAUAACUGUCCGCAGUUUUUAGCGUUAAGCAAUGAAGCACGACUUCAAUUGUUACCAGGUUUUAAAGUUUGUUUUAAUUGUUUUUGCGGUGGACACUACGCUAAUCAUUGUAAGAAGCCCGGUUGCAAAUUAUGCAAGCGACGUCAUAACACACUCAUUCACGUUGCAGAUACUACCAAGACAAAACCAGUUAUGCCUAGCGGACGAACUGAUAACAUUGUUAGCAGCACCCCGCCCGCCACUUCUACCGAUGUGAAUCCUAGCUUGACACUGUCGGCGAGCGUCGCGGCCUCCAGUCACCAAGUACACGGUCAUCGCGUUGACGUUCUGUUAUCGACGGUACUAAUUAAGCUAUAUGAUUCCAAUAAUCGCGAGCAUUUAGCGCGCGCAAUUCUCGAUAGUGGUAGCACUUCUUGUCUUAUGACGAAUAAAAUGUAUCGUCAAUUGAAUCUGCCCUUUACACCCAUAAAUAAAUCAAUUAUGGGGAUUAACGGUAUUUCGUCUCAAAUAAAUAAAAUGUGUUUAGUAUCUUUAAAAUCGUUAGAUGAAACAUUUGUAACUAAUCUAAGAUGUUUUGUAUUACCGUCGAUAACAAACAACGUACCGUGUCAUUCGCUCGACAUAAGUACACUUAAUAUACCUAGUAACGUCUGUUUAGCCGAUCCUAACUUUCACACGCCUGCGUCAGUUGAUUUGAUAAUAGGCGCUGAUGUUUUCUGGGAUGUUCUGGGAUCACAAAGGUUAGAUUUAGGCGCUGGUAAACCUACACUUUACGAAACUAGGUUAGGGUGGAUAGUUUCUGGCCCUUUAGUAAAUAGUAAGGCCACUUUACCCAAUCCUGUUUGUAAUUUUGUGCAGCUUGAUGCGGCUGCCGGUAAUAGCUUUCAUGAACAAAUUCAGCAUCAGCUUGAGCGGUUUUGGAGUUUGGAGGAUGUAACUGAAUGUUCCGCUACCUCACCCGAAUACAAAUUGUGUGAGGAUCAUUUUAUGACAAACACUACGCGUUUGCCAGAUGGACGAUUUUGUGUAAAAAUUCCGUUAAAGAAUAAACCGUCCGUGUUAGGCAAUUCAUUGCAUCGUGCUAAGCAAUGUUUUUAUUCUUUAGAGCGUAGGUUGUCAAACCAGGCGAACGUUUAUAAAAUGUACUCCGAAUUUAUGUCAGAAUACAUAACGUUAGGUCACAUGACAGAAUGUAAACUGACUACGGAUGCACACUACAUUCCUCAUCAUGGCGUUAUUCGGGACAGCAGCACGACCACUAAACUGAGGGCCGUAUUCAAUGCGAGUAGCCCAACCUCUAACGGUGUAACCUUAAAUAGCAUCCAAAUGGUUGGACCCACGGUUCAGGAUGACCUUUUAUCCAUCCUUCUGCGAUUCCGACAGCAUAAAUAUAUUUUAAUGGCUGAUGUCGAAAAAAUGUAUCGGCAGAUAGCGGUACAUCCUGAUGACAGGGAUUUGAAAACAUGCGUGAUAAACUUACGUCAGUUCUCGCCUCAGCUUGCUUUCCACUUAGAAAGUGGCAGUCUAAUGAACCUCGAUUAGUCUCGGAGCUGGCUCAGUCUUCCCGAAACCUAAACAUAGGUGGAAAUGAGCCCAGCAAGACCUUAGGUUUGGGAUGGCAAGCUGUUGCUGAUGAGCUGUGUUUUCCCACGGAUCACUCGUUCGCCAUGACAGAGUUAGUGUGUACGAAACGUAGUAUGCUUUCCAUAAUUUCACAAAUAUUCGACCCUUUAGGUCUUGUUUCUCCUGUUGUAAUUAGUCUAAAAAUGCUCUUACAGAAAUUAUGGUUGCAUAAACUGUCUUGGGAUGAGCCGUUGACGCCGGACAUAGAAGAUAUUUGGUUUGACGUAAUUAAAGGGUUGCAUCACCUCAAUAAUAUUCGCAUUCCACGUCGAGUAAUAAUCGACUCAUUCAAACGUCUCGAGUUUCACAUUUUUUCUGAUGCGUCUGAAAGAGCAUACGGUGCAUGUCUGUAUGUACGUAGCAUUAAUGAAUCUGGCAAAAUUCUCGUCAGAUUAUUAGUUUCUAAGAGUCGAGUAGCUCCCAUUAAGGCUACUACGAUUCCCAGACUUGAGCUCUGUGGAGCUUUAGUAGGUGCACGUCUUUAUAAUAAGGUAGUGAAGUCAUUACGAGUUAAGGCGGCAUGUACUGUGUUCUGGACUGAUUCAACCAUUUUAUUGGGUUGGUUGAAAAUGUUGCCUUGUAAAUUGCACACUUUUGUCCGUAAUCGCAUUGGUGAGAUAUUAGAGUUGACCGGCGAUUGUGUGUGGCGACACGUUCCCACUCAAUAUAACCCAGCGGAUUACAUUUCGCGUGGUGUUAGUGUUGAGUCUAUUCAGGCAUUGGACAUUUGGUGGUCAGGGCCUAGUUUUUUAAAGGAGCCUGAAGUAAGCUGGCCUUUAAAUUCUGUUUAUACGGAAUCACUGCCAGAAACGCGCACCGAAUUGUCAUGUGUUGCACAAAUGGAUGUAAUCCAUAACGUUAAUAAUUUUAUUCAAUUUAAUCGUUUUUCUAAAUUUAAUCGGCUUAGGCGUGCGGUAGCGUACAUGUUACGAUUUAUUGACGCAUGUAGACGACGGUCACUUGUAAGCAACUAUCUCUCUGAAGUCGAGUUACGUAACGCCCUGAACGUCAUUAUUAGAGUGUCUCAGAUGGAGUCAUUCAGUGAAUAUAAUACUUUAGUAAAUAAUAAACGUUUAACAAAAAAGAGUAAUUUGCUUAAAUUUAAUGUAUUUAUAGAUGACUUUAAAAUUAUGCGAGUUGGCGGUCGUCUUGAAAAUUCUACAUUUACAUAUUCAAAGAAGCAUCCAAUUCUCCUACAGUCCACUCAUCCUUUUACAGUUUUGCUUUUUGAAUUUGAACAUGAAAAGCUCAUGCAUGCUGGGCCACAAUUAUUGUUAGCAUCAAUUAGAGAGGCUUAUUGGCCAAUAGGGGGACGUAAUUUGGCAAGGGCCUGUUAUCGUCGCUGCAUUAGGUGUUCUCGGAUGAAGGGAAGGGUUAUAGCACCAAUAAUGGGUAAUUUACCACAGCAGCGCCUAUCACCGGGAGGUUUUCCUUUUCAAACCGUUGGCGUAGACUACGCGGGCCCUAUCUCUUCCGCUAGUCGUCAAGGUCGUGGUUGUCGCAUAGUGAAGGUUUAUAUUGUGUUGUUCAUCUGUUUCACUACUAAGGCAAUACAUUUAGAGUUGGUAGGUGACAUGACUAGCUACGGUUAUUUGUCAGCUCUACGUAGGUUUAUUGCACGUAGAGGUAAACCGACACAGAUGUUCUCUGACAAUGGGACAACAUUUGUCGGAGCAUACAAUGAUUUGGCAAAGUUUCUAAAAACCAAUUCGGAUGAAAUAUCUGGUGACUUAGCAAAUGAAGGAAUAGACUUUCAUUUCAUUCCUGCCUAUUCACCUCAUUUUGGGGGCAUCUGGGAGGCGGGAGUUAAAUCCACAAAAUAUCAUUUGCUUAGAGUGCUGGGAAAUUGUAACCUCACUUACGAGGAAUUAAAUUCUACUUUGGUCCAGAUUGAAGCCAUUUUAAAUUCACGGCCACUCACGCCUUUGUCUUCGCAUCCCGACGAUAUGACGCCGUUAACCCCUGGACACUUUUUGAUCGGACGCUCUCUUACUUCGCUACCAACAAAGGAUCUUCAAGAUCAUAAUGCUGCCCAUCUCACCCGCUUCCAUCGCAUCGAGCAAUUGCGGCAGCAUUUUUGGACAAGGUGGAGCAAAGAGUAUGUGUCGGAACUCCAACAACGGACUAAAUGGCAGACUUCCAACCACCCUUUGCAGAUCGACUCCCUCGUUUUGUUGAAGGAAGAUCACUUGCCUCCCCUCAAGUGGAAGCUGGGCAGAAUUAUUCGGCUGUACCCAGGUGCCGACCAAGUUGCUCGCGUAGCGGAGAUUAAAACCUCGACUGGAGUGGUCAGAAGAUCUUUUAGUAAAAUUUGUCCGCUGCCGAUCGAUGAUAAUCAGUAGCUGGUUGAAAGGAAGGCUUUCAACGCCCGGGGGCAUGUCGAAGCGCCUACUGCUUUAUAAAGGCAAUUACACUCGACUGGCUAAUGACGCGAACGAGCGCACGUUAGGCGUAUUUGUAGUUAAUAUUAAUGUAUUCUGUAACCUCUCAUCAAUCUGUUUUUUGUCAUUGUUCAGAUUACACGCUAUUAAUUGUA